This is a messenger RNA of Talaromyces rugulosus, 1695 nucleotides long. RefSeq lists its product as uncharacterized. NCBI's taxonomy places the organism in Eukaryota, Fungi, Ascomycota, Eurotiomycetes, Eurotiales, Trichocomaceae. Gene Ontology annotation, molecular function: metallocarboxypeptidase activity. The transcript is spliced from 3 exons. The record is from RefSeq and is a predicted model, not a curated record. The coding region runs from base 1 to 1695 and encodes 564 amino acids. Gene Ontology annotation, cellular component: fungal-type vacuole lumen.
AUGCGGAUUGCUGUAUUGUUGCCCAUCCUCACAGGCGCUUCUGCGCUCUGGCUGCCUUAUCGGCUCUCGGGGCAAACUCCGCUGGUCGAGGAAGCCCCAGGACGCCAUAUCUGCCCACUGCCAGCCAAAGUGACGCCGCCAAGUGAUGGCUUCCACUCUUCGCAUGAGUUUGUCCAAGACAAGGCUGUUCUCAAGAGACAGGUUUAUCGUCUAUCGCGCGCAGUGCAGGUGCCCAGCACGUCGACCGAGCUGGAGGACGAUCCGUGGAGCGACUACUACGCCCCAUUUCUCGAGCUGCACGAUGUAUUUGCUGAAUUGUUUCCUCUUGUACACUCGUAUGCCAAAGUCGAAAAAAUUAACCGCUUCGGCCUCGCAUACACCUUCAAUGGCAGCGACACAACACUCAAACCCGUGCUUCUGAUGGCCCAUCAAGAUGUCGUCCCCAUUGAUGACGCAAAUGACUGGACCUACCCCCCAUUUGAGGGCCACUACGACGGCCAAUGGCUCUGGGGCCGGGGCUCCAGCGACUGCAAAAACACGCUGAUCGGCAUCCUGUCCGCAGUGGAAGAUCUGCUCUCGCAAGGCUGGGCGCCAACACGCACUUUGUUGCUUUCCUUUGGAUACGACGAGGAAUCCAAGGGCUACAAGGGUGCUGGCGAGCUGUCCAAGCACUGGGAGCAGCGCUACGGACCCGACAGUCUCGAAUUCAUCCUGGACGAAGGCGGCAUGGGCCUGCAGACCAUCGGCGACAAGAUCUACGCGCGGCCAGGUGUUGGCGAAAAGGGCGCUAUUGACCUGCAUUUCGCGCUCGCUGUCGACGGCGGCCACUCGUCUAUUCCGCCGCACCAUACGGGCAUCGGCAUCAUCGCUGAAAUCAUCUACCAUCUGGAGCGUGAGCAGCUCUUCACACCGCGUCUUGACCUCGCACACCCUGCGCGCCAGGGCCUCGAGUGCCAGGCGCGCCACUCGCCGGACAGCGUUGAGCCCUGGCUCUGGCCUGCCCUGCAGUCGUCUGACUAUGUCGGGCUCGCAGAAGCGCUGAGUGCCUCGCGCGGCGAGCGCACGCGAUUCACCUACCAGACAUCUCAGGCCGCUGACCUGAUCAGCGGCGGCGUCAAGAUCAACGCGCUGCCCGAGAAAAUUAACGUGACUGUAAACUACCGAGUUGCGCUGCACGAAACCACCGACAUCAUCAAGACGCGUGCCGUCGAGAUCGUCUCGCCCAUUGUCAAGAAACACAACCUCACACUGUCUGCGUUUAUCGAUGAUGACGCCGGGUGGGAUGUUGCUAACAACAACAACAGCAAUGGCGACGGCAAAAACCAUCUGGAUGUUUCCGUCUUCUCGCCUCUCCUCGAACCGGCGCCUAUCAGCCCGACAUCGCCGAGCAAUGCCGUCUGGACACGGUUUUCCGGCGUGACGCGCCAGCUAUUCGAAUCAUUGCCAUCGUCUACCCUUGAGUCCGAAGAAGAAGAGGCAAAACAGGUGAUUGUAACCGGCGACGUCAUGACAGGCAACACCGACACGCGGUUCUACUGGAAUUUGACGCGCAAUAUCUACCGCUUCAAUCCGAUCCGCGAAGGACACACGCUGAACAUUCAUACUGUGGAUGAGCGGAUUGAUAUAGGUGUGCAUUUAGAGGGGUUGGCUUUGUAUUAUGAAUUAAUCCGAGCUUUUGAUACCUGGGAGGAGUAA